Messenger RNA from Tetrahymena thermophila SB210, 198 nucleotides. RefSeq lists its product as hypothetical. The transcript is spliced from 2 exons. Lineage: Eukaryota; Ciliophora; Oligohymenophorea; Hymenostomatida; Tetrahymenidae. The record is from RefSeq and is a predicted model, not a curated record.
AUGAUUAAUCAAUUAUUUUUAUUUUUAAAUUUUUAUUUAUAUUUAUUAGAUUUUAUAUUGAAAUAUUAAUCUAAAAAAUCUUUAUAAAGUAAUUUUGUUGAAUAUUUAAUUAAAUAAGAAAACUUUUUGCUUAAAAAAGUACUCAAAUACCUUCAUUUGUAAAUAUUUGAUACUAAAACUAGUCUAAGAAAAUAAUGA